CUGAAUAUUGACAAUUUUUAUUAAUUACAAACAAAAAAAAUAAAGCUUAUUUACUUUAUCAUUUAAUAUAGGUUAUACUUGUACAUGAUAUAAAAAAAACCAUAAAUGAUGGUAUUUUCGGCCAUCAUAGUUAAGAUGAAAUUGUGCAUCUUACAGUAUAUUUCUCGAAAUAUCGUACAAUUUACUAUUUAAACAAUAUUACCUUGAUUAUUAAUCAUUAUGUCAGUAUAUUAAUAUGCGAAACGCAAUCAAACAAAAAGUAAUUAACUCGUUCAAUAUAUUAAACUAAAUAUUCAUUAAUCGGUAUAUUUACUUGUAUACAAGGGCACAUUCAGGUUAAAAAAAUAGGAUGUUGCAUUAAGUAUGUCAUUAAGUUUUUGGAAGAUAAAUAGCUGUGAUGGAUGAUGUAGAUACUACAGUAUUUUAUGAUGAUGAAAAUGACUUCAUUGGACUUGGUUAUUAUCAUGGUCAAGAAUAUGAUUAUGAAUACGAAGAUGCUGAAGGAGAAACAUUUUCCGAACUCUAUCAAUAUUGCCUUGUACCUACACUCUAUGAUACAGGAUUUUAUAUGUUGCCACUGUUUCUUGCAAUGUUUAUCUUUCGAUUUGUAUCUCAAAUGCAAUCUAUUUCUGAUAGAUUAUUUCAUGGAUUUUCACUGGUUAUUGGAAUAUGUAUUAUUCAGCAUUAUGCGCAAGAAUGUUUAUUUUUAUUAGUAUUAUUUGUUAUACUUUCUUACAUUACCUUACAUAUACCAAAGAAGUAUUAUAAAGACAUAGGAGUCUUCUUGCCAUCACUUUUUAUAAUUGCACAUUGUGAAUUUUAUAUGAAACCGAUAAUCUGGCAUAAAGUACGCAGUAUAAUUAUGACAAUGGCAAUGAAAACUAUUAGUGUUGCUGCAGAUAGCAUUGAAUCUAACAACAUACCAGAUUUUUACAGUUAUAUGGGAUAUAUGUUUUGUGCAGCUACUUCGUUCUUUGGCCCAUGGGUUCCAUUAAAAGAUUAUUUGGCCUUACGCCGGCCAAGUCAGCAAGGAAAAUGGUGGUUAUUAAUUGUAAUUGGAUAUACUCUUCAUUCAUUCCUUUUUCUAAGUAUGUCAAACUGUUGGAUACAAUGGAUAUUUUCAGACAAUUCAUGGAAGUGGCUAAUAGCUUAUAAAGAUGCAUUAUCUUUCAGAACAUCCCAUUAUUUUAUCUCAUACAUGGCAUCAGCCAUAUUAUUUUUAGGAGGAUAUCCAUACUCAUUAAUAUCUAUUGUUAAACCAUUAGAAAUUGAACUACCACGUUCACUCGUUCAAGUUGUUGUAUAUUGGAAUAUUCCAAUGCAUUUUUGGUUAAAAAAAUAUAUAUUCCGUCCAAGUCUCAAGUAUUUAGGAAAAUUUGGAGCCGUAACUAUUACUUAUCUAACAAGUUCUCUUCUACAUGGAUUAAAUUUUCAAUUGGGAGCAGUAUUAUUGAGUCUUGGUUUAUAUACAUACGUAGAGCAUCAACUUAGAAUGAUGCUUGCUAAUAUUUUUGACGCAUGUAUUGGAUCAAAAGAAUGUAUCCAAAAUAAGUGUACUCACUUAUACAACUCUUAUAAUUGUUGGGUUAUUGUAACAAACAUAAUGUUUACGGUAUUAACAAUGUUUCAUUUAGCUUAUUUGGGUCUUAUGUUUGAUACUUCAGAGUUACAAGAAACAGGAUAUAGUUAUAUUCAUACUAUUGAAAAAUGGUCUCAGCUUGGAUUUGCCAGCCACUGGGUAGCAUUGGCUACAUAUUGUAUAUAUUUUUUAAUACGAUAAACACUAAUAUAUCUUAUAUAUUCUCAUAUGUUUAAAACAUUUUAUACACAAUAACAAUUUUUUAUAACAUCUCUAAUAAAAUUUUUAGAAAAAA
Molecule: messenger RNA, 1874 nt
Organism: Vespa crabro (European hornet)
Lineage: Eukaryota; Metazoa; Arthropoda; Insecta; Hymenoptera; Vespidae
Gene: por
Product: protein-serine O-palmitoleoyltransferase porcupine
Exons: 7
Coding region: 398-1780 (460 amino acids)
Biological process (GO): canonical Wnt signaling pathway; Wnt protein secretion; lipid modification
Cellular component (GO): membrane; endoplasmic reticulum
Molecular function (GO): palmitoleoyltransferase activity; Wnt-protein binding
Source: RefSeq, a predicted model, not a curated record